Lytechinus pictus (painted urchin) is the source of this 2542-nucleotide messenger RNA. RefSeq lists its product as uncharacterized. The record is from RefSeq and is a predicted model, not a curated record. The transcript is spliced from 4 exons. Bases 87 to 644 code for a protein of 185 amino acids. NCBI's taxonomy places the organism in Eukaryota, Metazoa, Echinodermata, Echinoidea, Temnopleuroida, Toxopneustidae.
GAGACACUCUUGAUCUCUAUGCUGAUCCCAGUGAACGUCCGUCUGCAUUACGUCACCUCGCUCAGUGCCUUUGUACAUGUUGUAAGAUGAAUCAGCAUCAUGAUGACUUCUACUCUUCAUCAUCAUCGAUGGCCUCGACUGCAAAGGAUGAUUGUAACACGAGCUCAACUGCGACUGAUCUGACCGUUACUGAUACGACACUAGAAGGAUGGCAGGAUUGUGGAUCGAUGUUUGACAGUGUGAAGAGGUUCACCAUACAGGUACGGUACGCGAUCACAUGUGACGUCAUCCACAGGAUCCAUCUACCAGCAGUAACAGAGCUCACCAUUCAAACACAUGAGUAUACUGAUUAUCCGGCUAUUCUCCACGAUGAUCCCACCUCACUACCCAAUGCUCUUCACCAGGUCUCAUCUCAUCUUGUCAAGUUCACAUUCAGAGAUAUCGACAUCGGUAACGAUCAGGCUGAAUGCAUCAUUCAAGCUUUCAGAUCAACACACGAUCUCAAACAUCUGAGGAUCCUGGGGUUCAUAAGAUGUGGGACUGAUGAGAGUUUUGAUCGUUCUAUUUUUGAUUCCGAUGAUGAACAUAAGAUAAUAGUGGAGAUAGUACAUGGCGAACCAAUUAGUAAGCUCUUUCCAGAAUGAAGUUGCGGCAUCAAGAUCAUGAAGAAUCAGACGAUCCUAACAUGGCAGCAAACUUGAAAAACAGGGUUCUUUCAUUUCGGUUUACCGUAAAGUGGUAUAUGGAAUAGUUUUAGAGGUAGAGAUGCUCCCGCUCUCGAUCAGUUAGUUUGCCAUUGUCAUGACCUACCAUGACGUAAUGACCUACCAUGACGUCAUGACAUACCAUGACGUCAUGACAUACCAUGACUGUACAAAUAACUGACAUGCAUGGGCAUUAAAAAAUGAGAAUAGAUUUACACUAAUGAUAUCAUUCUUUGGUCUCCGUAGACUCUGUCUUGGGAAAUUUAGGACAACGUAUGUUUGGAGCCAGUACAUGUAGUUCUAAAACAUUUGCUCCGGCGACAAGCUCCGAUGCAAAAUCUGCAGGUUACGCCAUACAUGAAAUAUAAUCUGCAAAAUUCUAUAAGCCCCAAAUCGUUAUCUUUGCAUUAGUUUGAACCAAAAACUAUUAUACAAUCCUUCUCUAACCUAUGCCCUCUGAGAUAUUAAGACCGGAGCAAAUGUCGCAUGCAGGAGCAAAUGUUGUUUACCCGUUUAUUUAAGUGAUCCGUCUAUUUUUUUUUUCAUAGCCAUAGUUUGAUAAUGGGAUAGGUCAUGUACUGGACAAGAUGCUCCACGGUGAACGGUCCUGUGCAGAAAGUAUGAGCUAAAGUCCGCCCCAACGAAAAAGGGCAUAUCAAUGAGAAAAAAAAACCAAACAAUAUAAGACGCUGAAAAUUCGUGUAAGCUGUGAUAUGAAAGAAAACAUUUGACAUUUCAAAGUUCUUGUUUCAUUUCAUUCAUUUUUUAUUUCCAACAUAUUGCAUUUUUCUUCGUACAAUAUUACAUAAUAUACAAGCAAUGAAACAGCAUCUUAUUCGUACAAAAAUUUUAGUUGCGAUAAUAAUACUAGCAGGUUUGAAAUGGAGGAGGCUGCUAAAAAGAAUAGCUUGUAGGGUGCAGCCUCCUCGUAAAAAAAAGUUCUUGUAUAAUAGUAUAUACCAAAACAAAAAAACACACAACACAACUUGAGCAUCCUUCUCACUUAUUGCCCCGAAGCUCAGGAAUAAUCUCCCCAUUAAUGUACGUGAGGCAUCAUCGUAAGAACUGUUAAGUCCCUCCUAACCCCCCCCCCUUUUUUAAUUAAGUUUCACUUGCCUAUUGUUCGCUUCUAUUCUGUUGUGUUUGAACUUAUCCCCCUCAGGUAAUUUGCAUUAUCAUAUUGUGUUCAGAUUUGUUUAAGUCAGAUUGUAAGCUUAUUUAUAAGGAUCAUUUAAAUUUACACACAUGAUUAUCGACCCGUUAUAUUUAAGCUGUAUAUUCGCCGAUUAUCUCUUUAUUUGUACGUGUAAUUAAUUUUUCGUAAUGGUGUUUUCACUUUCAAUUCCUCUGUUGUUCUUUUUUCUGAGAUAUCUUGUAUUUUUCCCCUUCUUUCUUAGCGCUUUAAAACUUUUGUAUUAAGCGCUCUAUAAAUUGUGUACAUCAUUAUUAUUAUUAUAAAACCAGUUAAAAAAGAAAAUGAUAAAGAUAGAUAAAUUUGGUUACAGUUACAUAACAAUGGCUUCGCUAAUUCUGAUGGUAGUGGAAUUCAAAUGGGGGAAGUAAUGAAGUGACCUACUCACUAUUUCUUGUGUAUUUCUUGAGAAAGUAUGGAAUGCCUUAGUGUUUCUUCAGAAUAAUACCAAUAUGCUCAUAUCACUGUCAAAUCACGUAAAACAGGGUUUUGUUCCUUCUUGAAUAAGUUUCAUCGCCAUUUGUACACCCAUUUGUCGUAUAUUGGAAAUGCUUCCUAAAUAUGAAAACAAAUAAAUUCAUUGUGAUAAUAACAUUCAAAAUAAAUAGUGAGUUUAUGUUACUAUCCUGCUUGGGGUAUAACUGUU